AUGAUGAGCAGCAAGAGACUCCAAAAGGAGCUCCUCAAGGUCCAAGGACAACUGGCUCCGGGCAUCACUCUCGUAUCAGCAGACAACCUCAAGACAUGGCUCAUGGACAUUCAAGUCAUGGAUGCAAACCCGAUCUACCAAGGUGAAACCUACCGCCUAAAAUUCGAGUUUAGUCCAAAUUACCCGAUAGAACCACCCGAAGUCGUCUUUGUCCGCCACCCGGAUCGCCCUAUUCCCAUUCAUCCUCACAUCUACACAAACGGUAUUAUCUGUCUGGAUCUACUUGCUUCUCAGGGAUGGUCGCCAGUGCAGAAUGUGGAAAGUGUCUGUCUCAGCAUUCAGAGCAUGUUGACUGGCAACUCCAAGAAUGAACGUCCGCCUGGUGAUGCCGAGUUUGUCAGAACCAAUCGUCUGCGUCCUCGCGAUGUCAAUUUCCAUUUCCAUGACAACGAGGUUUGA
Molecule: messenger RNA, 459 nt
Organism: Aureobasidium melanogenum CBS 110374
Lineage: Eukaryota; Fungi; Ascomycota; Dothideomycetes; Dothideales; Saccotheciaceae
Product: putative ubiquitin-conjugating enzyme E2 W
Exons: 3
Coding region: 1-459 (152 amino acids)
Source: RefSeq, a predicted model, not a curated record